Molecule: messenger RNA, 1737 nt
Organism: Sclerotinia sclerotiorum 1980 UF-70
Lineage: Eukaryota; Fungi; Ascomycota; Leotiomycetes; Helotiales; Sclerotiniaceae
Exons: 9
Coding region: 1-1737 (578 amino acids)
Source: RefSeq, a predicted model, not a curated record
AUGGAGCACGAAUGUGAGCAACAGCACUUUAGCCCACUGGUUUUCACUUCUCACACAGGAAGAGUAUUCCAGGUGGAUAUUGAUGAGAUUUUGCCAUUAUCGCCAAAGCAUGGUAGAUCCAACAGCAUAGUGUCAAUUGUCGAGCUGAGGGCUUCGUCUCCAUCCCCUCCGGGGCUUCCUCUCCUAGGAGGAUUUGAUGGCCAUGGAUCUGAGAAUCCACAAUGUCCAAAAAUUGAACCUUCGCACCAUCGAAGUCGUCCCUCAUGCGGAGGCUCCCCUCUUAUUUCCAUCUCGACUCCUGGCCAACUGAGUCAGGAAAUGUCAAAUUUAAGCAUACAAUCAUCAUCACCUCGCAAGAAGCAAGCACAAAAUUCCUUAUGUGAUGACUUCGAGGAAAAUGAGGAGUUUGAUGUCUGCAGGGCUUAUAUGGUUUAUAAUGAAUAUGGCGAACUGGUCGAUGCUCAUAGCCAUCUUCAAACCCGAAAUACUCAGGAUUUAUCUGUCACUGAAAUAUUGAGAUUGAUUAGAAAGGCAUAUCACCAUGAUUUUAGAGCAAGAAUGAACGAUAUCGAACAGAUCAAGGGGCAAAGCUCAUUGAGCUCAGAAAAGGGCAAUUUGACAUGGGAGGAAAAGUUGUCAUCUUGGGAGUACAACCCGAGCGCAUCUGUGAAGACUACGCCGGUCAGUGGAGACCUAAAGACUGUUCCUGUAUAUCAAGGACCACCUCGUGUCUUGGAGAUUGGUUGCAGUGAUGGCAGUUGGUGCUUCAAGGUCAAGGAGGAUCAGCCUGAUUGGACUGUGGAGGGAGUCGAUGAGACAGAUCACUGGUCUUGUGUGCAAAGGGACAUUCAAUUAAAGGAUUUUAUCAUCCCAGCUCCGGAGAUGGAUGUGUCAGAUUACUUUAGCCGUGUUAAUUCCUCACAGACACAGACCGCUCCGGAUUUCAAUGUUCGAAAUCUUAAUUGUCUCCUAGCGCAUCCAGAUCCUAUUCCACACAAUCUAUACUCCUUCAUCCGUGGAAGAGAUGUGUUCGAUAGAGUUGAAAGCUACAAGAGUUUCCUAGAUGAUGUUCGCUUAAUUCUCCAGCCCGGUGGUGUUGUAGAGUUCCUUGAAGUAGAUCCUAGGCCGAGGUCCAAAUUGGCAGGUCACACUUCUAUUAGACGUGGAGAUUAUCAUCAGAGUGAAGCUCAGACUGACUGGACCGACAAUAUCGCUGAUCGACUCAAGCGACCAAAUCACGAUGGAGAACUUGCAAAGACUGUGCCAGGCUGGAUGGAAAGAGUCAUAGAACGUCAUAAGGCGAUACUUCGUCCACGAGGUGGAAUUCCUGCGAUUAAGCUAAAGUCUUGGCUAGAAGGGGCGGGGUUCUGGGAUGUGAAAGAGAUUGUUCAUCGAUUACCUCUUCGCGAGAGGUUAUUACCUGUUGAAAUUGAAGAGAUCGAGAGCGGCAAUUACUACCUCACUCUGCACAUUGUAACAGCACGCAAGCCACGCUCACCCCGAGCAGGCGAUCUUCUCAUGGACGGCACCAGGCAGGAAAUGACGGAUAUAAAAUAUGACCAGAUGGCCCGAGGCAAUGAAUUGAAGAACCAAGCGGGAUGGAAAAGAUUCGAGCUGGGUCGUAUCUCUGAAAUGAUGACUUCCUUCGAGGAACAUCAUCCUGGAAAUAUUCCCAACUCGUCACCGCUCUCUCACCUCCGGGAGCCUGAUAAAUCUGGGGCGACGGCAGGGUUUUGA